Tigriopus californicus is the source of this 2379-nucleotide messenger RNA. Its product is annotated as zinc finger protein 57-like. The transcript has a single exon. Lineage: Eukaryota; Metazoa; Arthropoda; Copepoda; Harpacticoida; Harpacticidae. Gene Ontology annotation, molecular function: DNA-binding transcription factor activity, RNA polymerase II-specific; RNA polymerase II transcription regulatory region sequence-specific DNA binding. Gene Ontology annotation, biological process: regulation of transcription by RNA polymerase II. The record is from RefSeq and is a predicted model, not a curated record. Gene Ontology annotation, cellular component: nucleus. The coding region runs from base 282 to 2234 and encodes 650 amino acids.
UAGCUCUGGAGCUUGUACCGGAGCUUGUACCUCUACUGGAGAGGAGACUCGCUAAGUGUGGCAUGACAUACUAUAUACAUAUAUACGUGAAAUCAGAUGGUUCGUGUAUGCGAAAAUCCAGUGGGUGUGAGAAUGCAAUGUCACAAUCAUGUCUUUUAGGUUAAUGGCUCUGAUUAUGCUGUGACUAUUCAUGCCAUCACUCAUCCAUCCAUCCAUCGUGGGCGACUCCUGCUGGGUUCGGCUUGGCCCAUAACUAACUAGCUUGACCCGCCAACGGUGGAAUGGAUGUAGCGUGGUUGCUCGCCGAGUUAGCGGCGCCUGAGAAGCGCUUGAAUCUCUGGCACGUGGUCAUCCAGGACUGGAUCGUGUUCCAUCGAAAUCGGUUCGAUCAUUUUGAUGCCGAUGGCCAUCCCUAUUUGACACAGUCCUUCUUGAUUGAGGUCUCCACGGGAAAAUACAUUCACCGGGCCCAAGGUCAGAACAUUGAUUGGGGCACCGUUUUGGACCUGAAUCUCAUCCCAUCCAAGUUAAGACAGGUCUUUGAGGAAGGAUGGGUGUGCCAGGGGUUUCCAACCCGCGAUAUUCAUGGAAACAACCGGAAUUUCAAAACCUUGGAUUAUCCGUACAAACGACGGGUGGCCCACGGCUGUCAAACCUACUUUCCUAAAGAUGACUGCAAGACCGAGGCCCCAGGUUCGUACAUCUGUCCCGCCUGUCGAGAGGCGUGGCAUCAACUCACACUCAAACCGACCUCCGCCCACUUUGAUCUCAAGCUCGAGGGUCUCAAAAGUGAGGAGGCGGAGGAAGAGCAGGAGGCUGCCCACGCCCAAUUUCCCCCGGCCGAUUUUGUGGACGUGGGUUUGACCGAACUGAAGGAUAAUCACGAACACGUAGUUGAUGAUGGGGACGUGGAUUUGUCGUUUGAAUCCGAAGAGGAAUUUCAAAUCCGUCCCAAGAAGCGUCAGCGAACCACCCGAAAGAAAACCAAGGCCAAAAAGGAACCCCAGACAGACCUGAUUGUAGUGAGUGGCAGCGGCGACCUUGAGGAUGACAAGCGAAUCUACUCGUGUAACCAUUGUUCGGAAACUUUCUCGUCCCUCCACAACUACCACAAACAUCAGCGUGACAAACGGCGAGUAGGUUGUCCGGAGUGUUGUGAGGACAUUGUCACGUUCAAUCAGUUGGUGAAACACGCCUUUGACUACCAUGCGGUCACGGCUCCCAAUUACCUCAAGUAUGUCCAAGACGAGGAGGAAGAGAAGAGCAUGAAAGUGCCGAGGAAGUGUCUCAUGUGUGAUAUGGUCUACAACGGCAUGGUCUUACUUCACCGUCAUAAAGAGCUCUACCACGAACUCGGAGAUUACCGAUGCGAUGAAUGCCAACAGCCUUGUCUCACUUACUAUGAUCUCAUGAUUCACCAAUAUCAGUCCCAUUCGAAAGCCGUGCCACGGCUCCAGCCUCACACCCAUGGUGUUGACACCAUUCAGCAUAAAGAUGGCAAGGUCGAGAAGAAGCGGACCUUAUUCGUGUGUCCUCACUGCCAAGCGUCGUACAAGGCCGAUUCUAGGUGGACGGUUCACAUGCGAACCAAGCACUCCUGGGGUCUUUUCGAGUGCAAACCUUGCGAUGAGGUGUGCCAUUACGCCUCCGAUUUCUCGUCCCACAUGAUCAACUUCCACCCGGACAAUUCGGACGUGAAAUGCCCGAGUUGUUCGAAGCUCGUCAGCUUAAAAGAGGAUCCCGAGGCAUUCAACGUCCAUUACCAGGAUUGUCCCUAUGACUCGGCGAAAGCCGUGAAUGAAUAUGAAAAGAAGAACACAUUGUACCAAUGUGAUUAUUGUGGCAAGAAUUAUUUCUCGAAGAACUCGUUUGACGCUCAUAUUAAACAGCAUCAAGGGAUUGAACGGUUCAAGUGCACCCAAUGUGACUAUGGCACCAACUAUAAAGGCGUCCUUUUGGAUCACCAAAAGAUGCAUCUUAGGGAACAAGGUCUCACCAAUGCCGACAGUGAAUUGGUUCUCUUCCAUCAGUGUGACCAAUGUGGAAAACAGUAUUCCAAUAUUCAGGGACUACGGGAUCAUAUCAAACGAGUUCAUCAGGGGAUCAAGCCCUCGUUCCCGUGCAAGGAUUGUGGACGAACAUUUACCAACAAAGCGUCGCUCUACAAUCAUAAGAAACGCGAACACGGAUUUGUAUCCACCCAGACUAAGAAAGGGCGCAGACCCUUGACUUAGCUUGGUCGAGUGUCUAUACUGAUUUCUUUGAAGUAGUUGUCUAGCAACUCUAAAAAUGUCAUUAUAUGCAUUCAAGUACCCUCCAUUUGCGAAUGGUGGACGGGGAAAUUUAAGUUAUUACAUAUGCAAUACAAAUUUUCGCAUG